AAAAGACAAGAAAAAAAAAAAGUAUCAAAGGUGGUCGGAGAGAGAGACAGCUACCCUUUCUUCUUCUUCUUCGUGUCCGUUUAAGAAUCGAUUGAGAUGGCGAGCGAGAACCCUGAACUCGUUGUAGCUCCCGUGGUGGAUAACAACGGCGCUGCCGAAUCUUCAUCCAAAGGAAAAGAUGAACAAUCAUUGGAUUCUGAGCUUUUGAAGAAGCUUGAGAUUACAGAAGAUGCAAAAGAGGAGAAUGAUGAAGAAGAUGAAGGAAACAAAGCUGAGACUUCAACAACUAAGAAGAAGAAAAAGAAGAAUAAAAGCAAGAAGAAGACUCAGCAGACUGAUCCACCUACAAUCCCUGUGGCUAAGCUUUUCCCAUCUGGAGAUUUUCCUGAAGGUGAAAUCCAACAGUACAAGGAUGACAAUUUGUGGAGGGCAACAUCUGAAGAGAAGAGAGAGUUGGAGCGUUUGCAUAAACCAAUAUACAACUCUGUACGCCAGGCUGCAGAAGUUCAUCGCCAGGUUAGGAAAUAUGUGAGAAGCAUAGUGAAGCCUGGAAUGUUGAUGACUGAUAUAUGUGAGACACUGGAGGAUACUGUUCGUAAGCUGAUAUCAGAGAAUGGUCUGAAAGCUGGUAUUGCUUUCCCUACAGGAUGCUCUUUGAAUUGGGUGGCUGCUCAUUGGACACCAAACUCUGGAGACAAGACUGUACUUCAGUAUGAUGAUGUUAUGAAACUGGACUUUGGUACACAUAUUGAUGGACAUAUUGUUGACUGUGCUUUUACAGUUGCGUUUAAUCCUAUGUAUGAUCCUCUCUUAGCUGCCUCUCGUGAAGCUACUUAUACCGGUAUCAAGGAAGCUGGAAUUGAUGUUCGUCUAUGCGACAUCGGUGCUGCCAUUCAAGAGGUGAUGGAGAGUUAUGAAGUUGAAAUCAAUGGAAAGGUCUUCCCAGUUAAAAGUAUCAGGAAUUUGAAUGGGCAUAGCAUCGGUCCAUAUCAGAUACAUGCUGGGAAGUCUGUUCCAAUUGUUAAAGGAGGCGAGCAGACUAAGAUGGAAGAGGGAGAGUUUUAUGCCAUUGAAACAUUCGGAUCAACCGGGAAAGGACUUGUGAGAGAAGACUUAGAAUGUAGCCACUACAUGAAGAACUUUGACGUUGGCCAUGUGCCCUUGAGGUUGCCGAGAGCAAAACAACUCCUCGCCACUAUCAACAACAACUUCUCGACUCUAGCCUUCUGCAGACGGUACUUGGACCGUAUUGAUGAAACCAAAUACUUAAUGGCGUUAAAGAAUCUAUGUGACGCUGGCAUUGUUCAGCCGUAUCCUCCUCUAUGUGAUGUGAAGGGAAGCUAUGUAUCACAGUUUGAGCACACCAUUUUACUCCGACCCACUUGCAAAGAAGUCAUCUCCAAGGGAGAUGACUACUGAUUCAUCAGAUCCUCUGUUUGGAGAUGACUACUGAUUCAUCAGAUCCUCUGUUUUUGUGCUCUGUUCUUUUCAUAUCAUAUUACUGUUAUUGAGAGUAACUGAUUCAAAUCCUCUGUUUUUUACUCUGUUCUUUUUCAUAGUUUGAGACUGUACACUGCUUGUUAUUUUCUUUCUCGUCGUUAACACCAUCUUUGAAUCACUUUUAUAAAACUUCAAUAUCUG
Eruca vesicaria subsp. sativa (arugula) is the source of this 1641-nucleotide messenger RNA. NCBI's taxonomy places the organism in Eukaryota, Viridiplantae, Streptophyta, Magnoliopsida, Brassicales, Brassicaceae. The record is from the annotation of a GenBank genome assembly.